This is a messenger RNA of Odontomachus brunneus, 5594 nucleotides long. RefSeq names its product tectonin beta-propeller repeat-containing protein (gene Pex23). NCBI's taxonomy places the organism in Eukaryota, Metazoa, Arthropoda, Insecta, Hymenoptera, Formicidae. Gene Ontology annotation, molecular function: carbohydrate binding. The record is from RefSeq and is a predicted model, not a curated record. Gene Ontology annotation, cellular component: membrane. The coding region runs from base 454 to 4506 and encodes 1350 amino acids. The transcript has 25 exons.
UCUACUCAUUGCACUAGUGCAGCGAAAAAGUACAGACCACGCACUUCUUACGAGCUCACAUAUUGGUGACCGUCAGUUUGUCCAGUCUCUCUCGAAGGGUCUCUAGAGAAAAAAUCGGUGUCAGCCAAAAUGAAUGGCGUCGCCGCUCUCAGGCUUCUCUCUGCUAAACUAUAUCUAAUUAGCAGUCUAGAUAUUAUAUAGAAGGCUGUGUUUAAUACGUGUAGUGUGUGUAUGGUAUAUUAUAUUAUUGACAUACGAAGGUAAGGUGUCACAAUUUAUGAAAAGGAAUGAUAAUCAUUUCUGAGGAAUGACUAGUGUCUUAUCCGAUGCGUCAUAUAUAAUUCAAUGAUAUAACUAAUUGGACAGCAGCAUCCUUUCCCGAUGUGUGAUUGAUGAUGGAACGAUAAAGUAGUAUUUGCUAAUAAAUCGGUAAAUUUAUAAAAUAAUAUAAAAAUGCCGAGUUCAUAUCUAUACGCUAUUAACAAUGAAGGACGUGUGUUCGGACUGUCAACGUCUGGAAACAUGUGGCGUGAGUUCAUGUAUUUAGGUCUGGAAUUUAAGCAGCUGUCGGCAGUGCCUCAUUUUAUGUGGGCCAUUGGUGGAGAUCGCCAAGUUUACGUUCACGUUCACGGCCUAGACAUACCGAUCAGGAUAAAAGAGGAAACUUAUGAAAAUGAGCGGUGGCUACCUUUAGAAGGUUUUAGUGGAAGAUUGCUUCCAACCGACAGAUAUAAUUUUUCAAAUCAAGAUGGUACAGUUGAUCGCAGCAGAGACAAGGUGAAGUUACCAUCAAUGGCAUGGCAAUGGGAAGGUGAUUGGCAGAUAGAAACAACAUUAGAUGGUCAACCAUUAGAUCACGAUGGAUGGACGUACGCAAUUGAUUUUCCAGCUACAUACACUACAAAAAAGCAGUGGAAAUCUUGUGUAAGGAGACGUAAAUGGGUCCGUUAUCGGAGAUAUAGUGCUAUGAAUUCGUGGUGCGCUAUUGCGCCCCUUCAUAAAGAUCCAACCAAGGAACCUUUUAUCGAUGUAGCUGUGGGUGGAAAUGUAAUGCCUGGAGGUAGUCCUGGAAGCUUGGUAGUCUGGGCUGUAACUGCUCAUGGAAGGGUAAUGUUCCGCGUUGGAACAAGUACAACUUGUCCUGAAGGACAAAGGUGGAGCUCCAUCAAGUUGACAAAUGGCUACGAAGUGUGUCAAAUUAGUGUUGGAAUAACUGGUCUUGUCUGGGCUGUGGUUAUGAUGGGCAAAGCGUUAGUCCGUACGGGUGUAACGAGAGACAAUCCAAUGGGUGAUGAUUGGUCAGAAGUGGAACCACCCCAAAAAGAUUUAAGACUGAUACAAGUUAGCGUGGGUACCGACACCGUAUGGGCUGUAACGCACGACGGUGGAGUAUGGUUUCGAAAAGGUAUUAAAGGCGAAAUGAGCGGUGUUUGCGAGCAAUUGGCCACUGGAACUGGUUGGGUCGAAAUGUUAAGCAAAAUGGCCCUAGUAUCUGUUGCUCCAAACGAUCAGGUUUGGGCUAUCGGUCAUGACGAUCGAUGUUUGUAUUAUCGCACUGGCAUCACACGCUCGGAAUUAACGGGAAAAAAGUGGAGAUUAAUAAACGCACCGCUUCAGCUGAGCAGAGCAAGCAGCAAUGCCAGCUUGUCGUCUAGCAAUAGGCACAGCACAUGUGGUACACCGCAGCAGCAGCGUCAUCAGAGCUGGAGUUCUUUGAAUCGGCCUCACAGCACUAGCGAAGGUACAACAUUAGUUAGAGAAUGGGAAGAACAAUCGCGUUCAGCACCAACACCCACAUCUUUAAAAUUGUGGCAACGCACCGGUGAUGGUGCAUCCGCAAAAAAUAUUCAACAAACAUCUUUUCAAGAUAUAUAUUUAAAUGAAGAGAAAAAGAGGUCUGCAAAUUCCGUAGACGCAGGUGAUCUGAACGAAGCGAGUGUUGCUAGCAUAACUAUAUCUAAUGAAUCUUUAGCAAAAAGUGGAGAGUCCAUAGUCGUUUCGGGGAAAGGGAUGAGUAGUACUGUCAAGAUAAAUCCUGCCGCUUGGAGUCCCGUUCAUUCUGUCGGUUCCAUGGUAGGUGUCGAAGCGCAUCCGGAAACUGACGGGAGCAUAUUUGAUCCAGAUUUAACCGGGGAUUCUGGAGUAUACGGUGAAGAUGAGAGUGCGGGAAUAAUAUACUGGGCCGAGUGUGAUGUGUUGUGGCACAAAGUGGAAGCUGGGGCAUGCUACGUCGAUCCGAUCAAUCCACCGAAAUGGAUUGCGGACAGCAAUGGUACAAUACAAAGGGAAACUGGGGAGCCGUGGAGAAUAUAUAUUUUAGAUGAAUUAAAGUCGAGGUUGAAAAGAGUAUUACUCGAUUCUUCAAUAGUGUAUGAAAGAGCCGUCGAAAAAUCAUCUUGGGUUAAGACUGGCGACGCUAAAUGUAAAAUUAAAGGUGGCACCUUAUACGAAGAUUGCAAGAUCGAACUGGAAUGGAUAAGCAGUGAUACUGGAUCAUUAGAUUCCGGGACCUUGAUCAUUUUAAAUUCAGAUGGCGUAACAAGCGUGAUACAAUUUCCUGUCUCGGAAAUUACAUGUGUUGUUUGCUGCAGUGAGCCAGGUAAUCCAAGGAUAGCGGUUUACACCCCGAAAUUGACUCGCUCCAAAGUAAUCAGGUUACAGUUUGCUACUGAUACUGAAAUGGAAGAUUGGUUGGCACAUUUGACGUCAGUAUCUUGUCAGAUGAACAAUGUGUACUGUACACCUAAUCCAAAUUCGAUCUGGGUCACAACCGCACUGGGCGAUGUUUAUGUAUUCGAUCCUGCGAUUGCAGAGGAGUAUCAGCUAUCCGAGGACGGAUACGUACAAGAAAUGGACGUUAGCGGUAAAGAUUUGCCGUUCGAGAGCAUACUGCAAAAUGGCUUUGGGUGCGGUAGUAGCUUGAAAAUUGCAGUGUGUAUCCACGACGACGCCGACAGGUUGCAUUUCAAUUUGGUUUGUUACACUACAACGUUCGUGAAACAAAAAGCUGUGACAGAUAAUCACGACGUAGCACUUCAUUUUAAUCCAAGACUCAAAGAAAAUAUUAUUGUACGGAACACAUAUCAGAAUGGACAGUGGGGGGAUGAGGAAAGAAACGGAGGUAGUCCAUUGAAGGCAGGCUGUGACUUCACGCUAUAUAUCGUUUGCGAAGAACGCGGUUAUAGAAUUUUUAUUAAUGAUAGCGAAUAUACCUUUUAUAGCCACAGAAUAUCUCCGCAAAGUAUCACGCAUUUACGCAUUAAGGGACUGUUGACUUUAUGUAAUAUCACAUAUAAAUCUACAUCCGUAAUUAUCGAGCCGAGCACGAUGUUUUGGAGACAAAUUGGCGGACACCUGAAAAAGGUUGAAACGUGUUCCACGGGCGUUACUUGGGGUAUCGGUUACGAUAGUACUGCUUGGGUAUACACGGGUGGCUGGGGAGGCGCAUUUCUCAAAGGAUUGGCCACUAGUAAUACCGGAAUCAAUACUAUGGUGGAUACUCACAAUUAUUACGUUUACGAAAAUCAACGUUGGAAUCCAGUAACUGGAUAUACCGCGCAUGGACUCCCUACGGAUCGUUAUAUGUGGAGUGACGCGACCGGUCGGCACAAAUGUACGCGAGAGCAUACCAAGUUAUUGUCGAUGCACUGGCACUGGGUAUCGGAUUGGAUUGUCGACUUUCAUACACCCGGUGGUGUUGACAGAGACGGUUGGCAAUACGCCACCGAUUUUCCUUCGCAAUAUCACGGCAAAAAACAGUUUACCGAUUACGUUCGACGAAGACGAUGGUUUAGAAGAUGUCAAUUGACAACCAGUGGGCCGUGGCAAGAGCUGGGAAAUACCAAACUCGUCGAUGUCUCCUUAUACGCAACAGGAAAACCUGCCACAGACACUCCUAUUCAUGUCUGGGCAGUUGCUGCGAACGGUGAAGCUUUAUUCAGGCGAGGUGUGUCGGAGUCUUGUCCAAUGGGGGUGUCAUGGGAACAUAUACCGAGUGAUCAACCGUUAAUUAGUAUAUCGUGUGGCCCGUGUGGACAAGUUUGGGCUGUCGGAAAAAAUGGUUCCUCCUGUUGGAGAUUAGGGAUCAGUGCUGCGAAACCAACUGGCAUACAAUGGCAAAACGUCGAGCCACCUUCAGGAGCUCAAUUGAAGCAGAUUUCGGUGGGAUACGAUGUGGUAUGGGCAUUAGAUACAGCGGGUAGAUUGUCAGUGCGUCGGGACGUACAGUCGAAUGUUUUUCCCGAAGGAACUCAUUGGCAAACAUUACCCGCUAUGCCAAAUGAUCCUAUUCAUAUAGAUAUGUCAGUGGCAAAUGCUAAGCAAGGAUUCCGACAUGUAUCCGUUUCAAGGGGACAGGGACAAGUUUGGGCAACGUCAGGAGCUGGCAUUAUCUGUCGAAGAAUUGGUGUUACUCAUGAGAAUCCAGCUGGAACUGGCUGGGUAACUGGUAUAGGAGCAAACUGGCAAAAUAUAAGUCUCGGAGGACUUAUAAAUAAGACGAAAUGACUGCGAUAGAUCUAAAAUUGACUAUGCUAACAUAAAGUAAUUAGCAAUUUUAUGUGAUUGCCUUGUACUAUAUAAUGUUAUGUGUGUAUAAACGUGCAUAUACAAACACGCGUCUAUGCGAUCUAUGCGGAUUAUAUUUCCAAUCUUUAAUCGUCAAUUAUAUACAAUUAAUUACUUAAGAAUUAAAAACCAACAUAUUAACAUUACCAUAUUAAACAUUUCUUUUCUAGUCAAAAACUAUAUGGAAUAUAAACACACAUAGAAAAAGCUUUAUUAAAAAUGGUAAUGUCUACACACACACGCGCGCGCGCGCGCGUAGAUAGCUAUAUAUUUUUAAUAAAGUUCUUUAUUUGAAAUAUAGACAAUAUAGAACUAUGUAGAACACACGUGCGCGUAAAUUUUACGUAUAUAUCAUUUCGAAAUUGCGAUAUAUAUAAUCGUGUAAAUUUAUUAUUUUCGUCAAAGUAUGCCUACAGGAUAAAAUAAUAAUUGUUAUAUGAACACUUUAUUAUUUUUCUAGUAUUGCUAGGACAUGAAAGAUAACAGUCUGACAAAUAGCAUCUAUGAUUAGCGCAUAACAGCACAAAAUGCUUAUAUAAAAGUAUAGUAAAAUUAAAAUUACUAUUUUGUGAUAUACGACAUUCCAGCGAUCAAAAAAAUAUGCAUGUCAGGAGUAUAAUUUCAUUGAUAAUAUAUAUAUAUAUAUAUAUAUAUAUAUAUAUAUAUAUAUAUAUAUAUAUAUAUAUUACACUUUUAUAUUAGUAUAUAUUCUUCUUUCUUAAGUUAUUCACAAUGAUCAUCACACACUAAAUCCUGGUAUAACUAAUAAAAUCUUACAGCAUGUCAUCAGUUUUAUUUUUUAUUAUUUAUCAUUUGGUAUACUAUGAUGAGAGAUAACGAUUAAGAUUCAACACAUUAGUGUAACAUAAUUAAUCUAUUUAUGAAUGUUGUCAAGUGUAUACAUUGCUAAUAUGUCGAAAAUAUUAUUCUGUAUCAAAGUAUCUCGUUUUUUCUUUUACCGAUGUACAAAGAGCAUAUUAUUUCUGUUUUAUAAAAAACUGUCGCGUAAUAAAGUACAUUUGCACGUU